Leptosia nina is the source of this 450-nucleotide messenger RNA. NCBI's taxonomy places the organism in Eukaryota, Metazoa, Arthropoda, Insecta, Lepidoptera, Pieridae. The record is from the annotation of a GenBank genome assembly.
AUGUUGAAAUACUUGACUUUUUUGGCACUUUUCGGGACCAUCGCCGCCGAAGUCGUCAAAUUUAAGCCAUGUGAAAAUUCGCCGAUCUGCACGGUCAACGAAGUACGGUUCAUUCCGUGUAAGGAUCCGUCCAUGUGCAAAUUGAAGAAGGGAUCUCUAUACUCACUAUCAUACGACUUUACACCCAAUGUAACAUUAGAUAAGUUAAGAGCUGGCUUCUUCUGGGCGAGCGAGACUGCGGAUGUGCCGUUCCCAGAAAUGCACAACGCCGAUGCCUGUCAAUACACUAAGUGUCCGAUAGAGGACGGUAAACAGCAAACGUUCGAGUACAGCUUACGACUUGGAAAGAAGUUGCCUAGAGGUCAAUUUACUUUUAAACUAAAACUUUGGGAUGAGACAGACGAGACAAAAGCCUGCUGCUUCAUGACUACAGUUGCAAUAACCAAGUAA